Messenger RNA from Scatophagus argus, 8393 nucleotides. RefSeq lists its product as uncharacterized. Gene Ontology annotation, biological process: proteolysis; acrosome reaction. Gene Ontology annotation, molecular function: protein binding; serine-type endopeptidase activity. Bases 276 to 5663 code for a protein of 1795 amino acids. The transcript is spliced from 38 exons. NCBI's taxonomy places the organism in Eukaryota, Metazoa, Chordata, Actinopteri, Scatophagidae. The record is from RefSeq and is a predicted model, not a curated record.
UAGUUGAUGAGAAUGUGAUGGAAGUUAAUGAAUGAAACCUAAGCCAUAGGACUGGAGGAGGUACGUUUCCAUCAGCGAGCUCACCGUUUCUCCACCGCUCGCCUGUGCUGAGGGAUCUGGUUUCACACACCUGUUGGCUGUGCAUCCAGACGGUGUGCUGUGUGGCUCGGCACAGUUUGUACGUCUGCUGCUGUUUUUAACAAGACGAAGGGAAUGGAUCUGAAAAAUCGGAAAUCAGGAAUUAGAUGAUAAAGGCCUGAAGGGAUGCCUGUGUCAUGGGCACAGAGCGCGAGGAGACCGAGCAGGCCAGCGGAGAUGAUGAAGCAUCUCAACAGGAUGCUGCCAGUGUCGUAGAUGUGUCUGUGGAGGUGGCCACAGUUGACCACACUCUGCAGAAGAUCUGCAGAAAGUACAGGAAGACAAGGCGGAAGCCAAAGGGCAUCAAGAAGCUGUGGGCCCGUCUGCUGAACGUGCCGCACCUCGCGGUCAUCAUCACAGCUGUGGUGUUUGUGGUGGUGGUUAUCAUGUGGUCGCUGCUGUGGGUCUUCAUCUUUCGCAGGGAAAGCAACAGUGGAGCUUAUUUUGCCGGGAUGUUCCGUGUUGCCAACGUGGAGUUUAUCCCCGAGUACCGCCAGGAAGAGUCCCAUGAGUUUGUAUCUAUGGCAAACAAAAUACAACAUGUGGUGAGUGAUGUGUUCAAGAUGUCCUCGGUGGCCAGACUCUACAAGCAAGCUGUCAUUUCAGACCUCAGUAACAACAACAAGGGUGGUGUGCUGGUUCAUUUCUGGAUGGUGUUUGUGGUGCCUCGACUAAAGAGCCCGGCAGUGUGUGAGGAGUGUGUUGGAGCCAUCUUCAGAGACUCCAUCCACACCAGCAUGAAGAACAGGUCCUCUGUGGGCUACCUGCUGGGUCUCCCAGUGGAUAUAGACUCCAUCCUCAUCAAUGCUGUUCAGCGAUCAGAUUAUAUAUCAGGAGCAGGCACGGAGUGUGUGGAUAAGCUUUACGCCAACCUUCCUGGGGUGAGGGUCCCUUUAAACGUCUUUUCAUCGUGGGGUGGUGUGAGUUGCCACGUGAAACUCACCGCCGUUCCCGGCUCUCUGAUCCGUCUGACCGUCACCUCGUUCCUCAUUGAGCCCAGUGACUGCGUGAGUGAUGCCCUGACCGUGUACGACGCUCUGCUGCCCAUGAGAGGGCGCAUUCUGCACAGGCUGUGUGAGUCGGUGUCCAGCUCCUUCUCCCUGGUGUCUACCUCAAAUGUCAUGUUGCUGUCCUUCAGAAUGACUAAUGGCAACAAGAGUUUCAGAGGACACUUUGAGGCCAUUGCUGAAGAAACAUGUUUGUCUCAAAUUGAGACCCAGUUAGAGCCUGAGAUCACUGGUCAGAUCUACAGCCCCUUCCACCCCAGCCUCCUGCCCCCACAGUGCUCCUGCACCUGGAGGUUUGAGACCCCUAACAGUGCAUUAGGAGUUGCUCUGCAGUUUCAGAACUAUGUACUGAAGCCAAAGGACAUGAAGAGCUGUGACCAAGGCUGGUGGAAGGUCAAUGAAAUCAUUUUCUGUGGCAGCUACGUGGGACAUCACACGGUAUUUCGCAUCGCUGACCACAGCCCAGAUGUGGAAUUUCGCUGCAGCUCACGUAACUCUGCUCAGCCUUUUCAGGCGUCUUACAGCAGCUACAAUAUCAGCCAGCCCUGUCCAGACAGCCACUUCCUGUGCUCCACAGGACUGUGUGUGGAGAAGAGUCGACGCUGUGACGGCCUGGACGACUGCCAGGAUGAGAGCGAUGAGAUCUUCUGCUCGAGACCCACUAAGAACUGCGGUGGCAACAGUCCUCUGCAUCCUUUGUUCGUAUGCAAUGGAGAGACAGACUGCGACGAUGGAAGAGAUGAGAUCAACUGCACUCGAGAAACAACCUGCUCUGCAAUCAGGUAUCAGUGCAACAGUGGCUCCUGUAUCUUGAAGAAAAAUGCAAAGUGUGAUGGUGUUCACGACUGUCAGGACCGCAGCGAUGAGGCCGACUGUGCCUGUGGUCGUCCCUCCUUGGUGAAGAAGGUGGAUUCAUCUACAGGACCUGAACGUAUUGUGGGUGGAGUUAACUCUGUGGAGGGGGAGUGGCCGUGGCAAGUCAGCCUCCACUUCUCCGGUAGUCUGUACUGUGGCGCUACUGUCCUCUCCCGUGAUUGGCUCAUCUCAGCGGCACACUGCUUCAGUAAGGAAAGGCUGUCUGACCCGCGUUACUGGACGGCCCACCUCGGCAUGCUGACACAGGGCGGUGCCAAACACGUGGCUGACAUCCAGCGAAUUGUGGUGCACGAGUAUUACAACGCGUACACGUUCGACUAUGACAUCGCCCUGCUGCAGCUGAAGAAGCCCUGGCCACCCUCCCUCAGCCCACUGGUGCAGCCUGUGUGCCUGCCACCCUCCUCCCACACUGUCACCGAGAGCCACCAGUGCUGGGUCACCGGGUGGGGAUACCGCUCCGAGGAGGACAAAGUGCUGCCCUCAGUGCUGCAGAAAGCUGAGGUGUCGGUGCUGAGUCAGACCGACUGUAAGAAGAGCUAUGGACCUGUCUCACCACGCAUGCUGUGCGCAGGGGUGUCCUCUGGAGAGCGGGACGCCUGCAGGGGUGAUUCAGGUGGUCCUCUGUCCUGUCAGGCACCAGGAGGGGGUCGCUGGUUCCUAAUAGGCAUCGUCAGCUGGGGGGCGGGCUGUGGGAGACCAAACCUGCCUGGGGUCUACACCAGGGUCAGCAAGUUCACCUCCUGGAUCUACAGUCAUAUCAGCCAAAGAAGUUUGUCCACAGACUCUGUCGCACGGAUGGUCGUGCAGAUUGUACCCUUUCAUAGUGGUUUCAUUGUCCCCCGCACUGCAUUCUGGGGCUCCGUGAGACACCUGCCGCCCAGUUCAGGUAAACGGGAGGCGGUGAAUGCCCGCCGCAUCCGAGCAGCUCAGGGUAUUGUUGCAUAUCGCCUCUCCGCAGCCGAACGGGACAGUGCCAUGAGGACUCUGCCCAAAAGCAAAACUUGCGAAGUGUACUGCGUCUCCGGGCAUGGACACUCAGGCUGCUCUGCUGCACAGGGAGAGGUGGAGUUGAAGGAGCCCACCCAGUCAGUGAGCCCCCCCACGAAGCCUGAGGAUCAGGCAGAACAGAAGGUGGAGGGGGGGCGAGAUCCAGUCUGUGGCUCCUGGAGGAGAUGGAUGUUAGGGCUCCUGCCUUUCUUUCCCUUCACUGCUGCCAUUGCACUAACUCUCCACUUCUUAACAUCUCCGCCCUCCUCAGUGUUCUUCCUCGGCGGCAGCGUGGAGUUCCCAAACCUGAGCUUCUCCUCGGAGCUGACUGACUCCAAUUCCCCUCAGUUUCGCCUGCAGGCUCAGGCUUUGAACCAUUAUUUCUCAGAACUCUACGAGUCCUCACCGUGGCACUCUUACCACCUGCGCUCAGGAAUUACCGCCUUCAGUGAAGGAGUAAAAGGGCUCAACGUCUUCUACUGGAGUAAAUUCUCCGCCCCGGAUGACGUUGCCACUGCGAUCCGGAGGUCCAGCCCAGAGAGGCUGCAGCGCCGGCUUCCCGGCAGCAACAAGGUGCUGCGGUACAGCCGCAACGAGCAGCGCUAUUACAUGGAGCAAGACGACAACACGCUCCACCUGCUGGGCUUGGACCCUGACGACUUUGAAUCAGAAGAAAAAUCAGACAAGAGUAAGAAUCCAAACAGCAUCCAGAGUGGGAAAUGGCAGCUCGGCUUCCAGGCAAUGUCCUUUGACCUCUAUGCCAAAUAUGGCAACAACCGCACCCUGAGCCUCGUGAGUCCCAAGAAGCCGUACUACCAGUGGCGUCUCCGAGUUCCAUCGGGUCACGUGGUUCGACUGGUCAUCCUCACCCUGCACGGUGCCACGCCAGGAAGCUGCACCGCUCACAAGCUCUCGGCCUACGACUUCUUGCUUCCAUUACAGAACAAGAUAAUCGCCAGGUGGUGUGGGCUGCCUGUUUCGGGUUCGUCCCCUGUCAUGAAGCUGACGUCCUCUGGGAAUGUGAUGCUGGUCACCUUCUCCUUCAGCAGACAGAGGGAUGGAGCAAUCUUUAAAGCUUACUUCCAAGCCAUCCCCAAAGCAGGUUGUGGAGGGUCAAUUUUCUCCUGGAACGGCUCUAUUUCCUCCCCCUACUACCCUUCCUAUUACCCUCCUAAUAUAGACUGCACCUGGAUACUGCGGGCGCCGUUGCCAGGAUACUUGAUCUCCAUGACCAUUGUGACGAUGGACAUACAGGAUUCUUCGGCGUCAGACGGCUGUGAGAAAGACUGGCUGGACAUCGGAGGGGUCAAACUGUGUAAUCCAGUGUCAGACAGCAGCAAAAAGCGAGUCUACUCCUCUCCUCUCUCCCUGCACUUCCAUUCAGAUGAAUCUCUGACUCACAAGGGCUUCUAUUUAGUCUACCGAGCCUUCUCUCCAGAGGGCACCUGUCCUCGCCAGUUUCGCUGUGGAGAUGGACGCUGUAUCCCUCUGAGGAAAGUGUGCGAUGGAGUGAAAGACUGCUCGGAUGGACGGGACGAGGCUAGAUGCUCAUCCUGCAGGCCAGGUGAAGUUCUGUGUGGAAAUGGCCAGUGCAGGCCCCACAGCAGCCAGUGUGUGAGCCAGAGCAGCUGUGCAGACAGCAGCGAAGAGGGUUCCUGUGGGGGUAAAUGUUACCACGUGUGUCCCAACAAGGUCUGCCUGCCAAAGUCUUCGGUGUGUGACGGUGUUAUUGACUGCAAAGACCGUAGCGAUGAACUCAACUGCACCAGAGCGUACCUUAAAGGCUGCUCCUCGUCCUCAUACAAAUGUGCCAACGGAAAGUGUCUCAGUAAGAUUAACCCUGAGUGUGAUGGGGUCAAAGACUGCUUUGACAGCUCGGAUGAACUGCGCUGUGCCUGUGGCACCAGGCCCAGGAAGCGUACUAAGAUAGUGGGUGGCUCUGAUGCUGGAAUGGGGUCUUGGCCAUGGCAAGUCAGCCUCCAGAUGGAUCGCUACGGUCACGUCUGCGGAGCCACACUGGUCUCCAGCCGCUGGCUCAUCUCUGCAGCUCAUUGCUUCCAGGACUCAGACGCCAUCAAAUACUCGGAUGCUCGUGCGUGGCGGGCUUACAUGGGAAUGCGUGUGAUGACCACAGGGAACAAUGGAGCGACCACCAGACCGAUUCGCAGGAUCCUCCUCCACCCGCAAUACGACCAGUUCACCUCUGACUACGACAUCGCCCUUCUCGAACUCAGUGCUCCUGUCUUCUUCAGUGAUGUGGUGCAGCCUGUGUGCGUCCCCGCACCUUCACACACGUUCACAGCAGGGACCAGCUGCUACGUCACGGGCUGGGGCGUCCUCGUGGAGGACGGAGAAUUGGCCUCUCACUUACAAGAGGCCUCGGUGAAGAUCAUCAGCAGAAACACUUGCAACAAGCUGUAUGACGAUGCUGUCACUCCGAGGAUGCUGUGCGCUGGGAACCUGCAGGGAGGGGUGGACGCCUGUCAGGGUGACUCAGGAGGUCCGCUGGUGUGUCUGGAGCGAGGCAGACGGUGGUUUCUAGCAGGGAUCGUGAGCUGGGGUGAGGGCUGCGCGAGACUGAACCGUCCUGGUGUCUACACACAGGUGGUCAAGUUCACGGACUGGAUCCAUCAGCAGACUAAAGGACAGGUGUGACCUGCCUGGCACGAACAGAAAUGACAGACCCAACACACAGAACAAAGGUUUCAGGUCUGGAGUUCCUCUUCAGACUGCUGUCAUGAUUGAAUGACAACACAUGCUGUCACUUUUUGGGAGUGUGUGCAUUGCAACAAGCUCACGGUGUGUGUGUGUGUGUGUGUGUGUGUGUGUGUGGGGGGGGGGGGUCGUCAACCAACCAGCUUCUUUUCAGCCUCCAAACAUCUGACAGUGGUUGGUUAUGAUUACAUGCACAAAAAGUACAGUACUAUUUGGUUAUUAAAGCAGCUACAAGGAAGUUUUAACUGCUUAUGAAACACUGGUGCCUGUGUAUGACCUAUAAUCAAACCAUCAGCAGUAAGAUCAACUGUUUCUGUAAAGUUAAUCUGUCACUGGGUCCAUUUCCCCAUGAAGUCAGCCAAAACGAUAUACAACACGCAGACCGGAGGAGCAAAUGUUUACAUUUUCCAAGGCAAAGUUUUGUGGUGAGUAGCACAUCAGCCAGUUAGAAGGAAGCAGGAGGAGAUUUUUCUUUUAGGCGUUUUAAUUUUGACUUAAUGUUUUGUGGUCAUGCCUGAUACUGAGUUCUGAAAGGAUUCAAAACCAAUGCCAAACUGUCCCUCUUCACCCUAGACAGGUGGCAUUUGUAAUAUGUCGACUCAGCUACAGCUUGCUGUUGGCUUAUUAUUAUGAAGACAUAAAAUCAGCAGGAAAUGUUUAUAACUUUAGCUUUCCCAUCAAAAUCACUAUUAGGCCUUCCAAGCAACCCAAUCUGUUACUUUAAGGCUUACAUGUACCUCCAGCUGUUUGACUGUGACAUGAGGUUGUGCUGAUGGGAAACACAGCCUUCUGUCCAGGAAACACUAUCACAGUUUGUCCACAGGAGGCGCCAAAAUCAACACAAAAUAAAACUUGUUGUUGCUGUAAGUGCAAGUGGUUUUGUGUUACUGCACAUACGCGUAUUAGAAUCUGUAGAAUUGGGUUGGAUUUCCUUAUACAAAUGACAGGAUAUUGAAUUUCGAUGCAUAACAUAAGAUAACACAAAAAAGGCUCUAGUAGCUUUUAGUUUUCACUGUAUGCACACAUGUGAACUGAAAAAGUGAAGAGAAAAUAUGCAGUUAAAAUGCCACUCAAAUUAAAACGUCCAUCUGUCUUAUAGGAAACAUUCUUAACACUCAUUAUUUUAUAUUUGUAUUUUUAAAAUGAAAAUUAUCAGAAAAACAGUUGAAAUUGGGGUGAAAAUCUGACUUUUGACCAUACAUUUAUUUUCAUUACUUUAAAUGACUUUAUUUUCGUGAUCUUCAGCUUCUUGUCUGUGUGUUCUCGAUGUGUUUGCUCUUCACUUUCUGCAGCACGUUGAGUUCUGCUUUUCUCCAGGAGGAAUUCAGUCACUAUAAACUGCUGUGAACGCUGCUGUCCUCCUGCAGUAAAACAUGUUUUUGCGUAGAAACACAAGUCCAAACAUAAAUCCCGUAUAAACAAAAGCAAAGAGAUUCAUUACUAUUUCCCUGUCAGCCUCUGGUGGGCUCUAACAGAGAAAUGAUUUGUUUGAGUCCCAUCAGUCAAAACAGGUCAGUACCUGCUUUGUUCAUCAGGCCUCUGAACAAAUCUGAGCUCAGCUAAAUCAGAAUCAGAAUCAGAAUCAGAAUUCCUUUAAUAAUCCCUGGAGGGAAAGUCUUGUUCUUACAGACAUUGCACAUGCAGUAUUCCCGACCAAGAAAGGAGAAAAGUGUAAAGUAUAAAGUACGACCACUAGCCCGGUUUUCUGUGCAUGUAAAGGUAGCCAAUUACUUCCUGUUUUGCCACUUGUUUUGGCCAAUCCUGUCUUUCUUUUCUUUUUUUACCAGCAAAAAUCCCAUCAGUCGUUUUAUUGAAUGUGGAAAUAAUUCUCUCCUGACAAGCAUGUGCCUGUACAUUUUGUCCACAUUCGUCCAUGUACUGUAUAUGUGUGCUCAUGACCUGCUGUGUGUUUUCAAACUGUACUGUGUGUGUAUGUAUGUGCACAUCAUGAGUUAAAGUCAUAGUCUUAUGUUCAAAAUAUAUUCUGUAAGUGUAGAGAAGGGAAUAAUCCCUCAGUAGGAGGUGAUGAUAUAUUUAACAUUUCAGUUUCAUUAUGAUUUAAUUUAUCUUUACGGUGCCUUCUUUGCUUCAUGAAAAGCAGGAUCACAGCUCGCCUUAAAUUUCUACUGAAGCUGAUGCUGGUGUGCUGAACAAAUAAGGUUGUCACCGAUCUCGUUUCUCGCAGCUCACAACGCCAUCCAAUGGCCAGUCUGCACUGUUUAUGCCCUGGGGGAAUUAUGCACCUUACACCCACAGGACUAAAAAAUGUGCAGUUUGUAUCAUUGUUUAAUGAUAAUACGUUAUGCCUUUAUAUUAAAGACACAUUUUCCCACGCAGCAGGCCCGGCUCGUGUUUCCAAACAAAACUAUUAAUUGAUAGGAAAUGGAAAAUCUAGUGCUACAUUUGUAAUCCGCGCGUUAAAAAGAAAGGCACCGGGGCAGUACAGCGCGGACUCUGACUGUCAGUACUCAUAUACUUCAUAUUACAUCAUCUGGUGAAUGUUAUUUAGGAUAGUUUGAGCAAGAAGUCAGCGGUGAAAUGUCAGUGAGUGUUGAGAUCCGUAUUUUUUUCUAUGUGUGGAAUGUCUGACAAGCUCUUGCAGGGAACACACUUUGUUUUCUCUGAAGAGAGGUUUCCAGUUUCGAAACGCGAGAAAGGCGUCUGACAAGU